AAAAAGUUGCGACGUAGAUUAUUUUAACCAAUAUUUUGUCGAAUAUCUAAUUGACAGUGUUAUCAAACACAAUGCUUGCAUUUGCAAUAUUUGCUGUAACAUUUGUUGUUUCUUUGAUUUGCAUUGUCAUUUAUUUAUAUCCGAGUUCAAAGAAUCCCUCAACAAUACCAGGUCUGGAUCCAGUUUCUAAAGAAGAUGGUAACCUAGGUGACAUAGCAAAAGCUGGCAGUCUUCAUGAAUUCUUGAUGGAUCUUCAUAAACAGUUUGGAUCUAUAGCAUCAUUCUGGUGGGGACCAACAUAUGUUGUUAGCAUAGCCAAUGCUGACCUCUUCAAACAACAUCAUAAUGUCUUUGAUAGACCACUCGAAUUAUUUGAGAUGUUUGAGCCUUUAAUUGGAGCAAAAUGUAUCCAGUACGCAAAUGGGGAAGAUGGCAGAGCACGUCGUAAUCUAUAUGAUAAAUGUCUGACGCAUGGCGCAAUAAAUAAAUACUUCAUGACAUUUCAAGAGAUAGCAGAUGAAAUGGUCAAGAAGUGGGAGACAAUGCUGAAUGAUCAGCAUAUACCUCUUGUACAAUACAUGUAUGCAUUUGCUUUAAAGGCAGUACUAGCAUCACUUUACGGGGAGAAAAUGAAAGAUGACAAGGCUGUGUUAGAAUUCAAGGCUGUUUAUGAUGCUAUUUGGGCUGAAUUAGAACACAGAUUGACAGAGCCUCCAAAUGAAACAAGGAAAAAAAUCAUUUCUGAUGGGAAAAAGAAGCUGGCAGCAAUUGCUAAUGAAAUGGUGAAACAUCGUAAAGAAAACCCGCCUGAACACGGUGAAGAGUUGUUACUGGAUUUAUUACUGGACUAUACAGAUGAUGAAGAGCUACAAAGUGCUGAUGCUCUAGUGUAUGUGAUUGGAGGCUUUCAUACCACUGGAAAUUUGAUUUCAUGGGCAAUAUAUUUCCUAGCAACACACCCAGACUGUCAGGAAAAGGUUGUCAAGGAGAUAAAGAAUGUCCUAGGAGAUGAUGAUGUUGAUCAUACCAAUAUGGGAGAGCUAGAAUAUUUAAGACAAGUGAUUGAUGAGACUUUAAGAUGUGCCGUAGUUGCUCCUUGGGCUGCAAGAUUUCAGGACUUUGAUUCAGAACUUGGUGGACAUAGAAUACCUAAAAAUACCCCUGUGAUCCAUGCCCUGGGUGUGGCUUCUAAAGAUGAAACUGUGUUUCCUGAGCCAGAUAAAUUUGAUCCUAAUAGAUUUACACACGAGCACAAUCGAGAAAGAUCACACUUCUCAUUCUCACCAUUUGGCUUUGCCGGGAAGCGUAUCUGUCCAGGGCAGAAGUUUGCAUAUACUGAAACAACCGUUGCCUUGGUGACCUUGUUGAGGAAGUUCAAGGUCAAAAUGGUCGAAGGUCAAAUUAUAGAACCAGUGCAUGGAUUGGUUACACACCCAAGUGAUGAGAUUUGGAUCACAAUUUCCAAAAGGAAAUAAAGGAUAAGCUAAGCUUAGCUUGAAAAAUAAGAUUAACAGUUAGAAAGAUAAAUGAGUUACUAUAGUAUAUGAUACUUGAAAACAUCCUGUCAUGAUAAAGUUCAACACAGACAGACCAUUUAAUGUUACAGUAUGUGUUCAGAAUUAUUCAGUAAUUAUUACAAUGAUACAUUAAACAUUGUAUAUAAGUGAUUUUUAUUUGAUUUACAUUUGAUUAAUUUUGAUUAUACUUUAUAGGAAAGUAAUAAGUUUUCAGAACAAAAUAAAUCUGUUAUCAUCUAGUUCUUCUAAAUAGUUGUGCGGUUGUGUACAUGUUUGACUGUUAAGUUUGCUUGUGAGAUCAGCAUUACAAGAUAUGCCUGCUUCCUCACUUUCUGUUGUUUUUUUUUAAGGUAUGGCCAUCCUAAUAAAUUACCUCCACUUUGAAGAGUAUUUAAAUAGGCUAAAGCUACAGUCAACUACAUUGAAUAUUAUAGGGUUGUGGGUUCAAAUCCCAGAAGGGUCAGCUUUUUUUUUUUCGUUCUUUUUUUUCUUUUAACAUUAUUUAUGUAUCUCUCAUGUCCCUUUUGGGAAGAAGAAAGUGUUUAAUAUCAAUGAUUUAAUUUAAUAGGUAUUUAUUUGCUAAAUAAUGCUAAAUCUUAUAAUCAACAACUGAUGGUUAGCAGAUAUUUUUUUCUUCGUUUUUCAUGAAAUAUGGAAUAUAUUUUCAAGAAACAUGAUGAAAUGCCACACACGAGCCAGGACAGCGAGUAAAAAUAUGUGGCAUUUUAUCAUGUUGAUGUGAAAAUAUAUACCAUAUUUCACGAAAAAAACAUAACCUUUUUGUUAAAUUUCAUUAUCAAAGAAAAAUACUUACGAAUCCCCUUGCACAAUUGUACAGCACACAGUAAUAUAUUGAUGCGUCUUGUUUUGCCUGUAUUUGCAUGCGCUUUUUGGCACUCAAUUGUGGCGUCACAUAAACAACUCUUUUAAACCUCUGUACAGCUAAAUGACUGCAUUAAAAAUAUUGGUGUUCGGAUUUAUUUUUUUAGUUAGAGCUUUUUCUAUUAUUCUAGAUAGAUUUCAAAACAAAAUACAACAAAAAAGUUGUUUUUUAUUUAUCAGAUUUCUCAAACAAAAUUGCGAAAGAAGUCCCUUAAAGUAAAUAUGAGUUUUGACUCCGCCCACUUUCAUAUUUAUAUUUCAUAUUUAUUUUUUACAAAUAUGAAAUAUAUUUGACUGUUAUAGCACCAUAUUUCAUGGGUAAAAUUAAAUUAUACCUGAUAUUUUUGAAAUGUAAUAAAUCAAAUAAAUCAGCUGCACAGUAAAAGUAUUUGAUAUUUUACAAUUUUAACUAAAAUACUUUUGAGAUAAUUUAAACAGGCAUACAUUUUGGUAAAUUUCAUGCACUUUUUAAUUAGGUUCUCAAGGUAGGGAAGAGGUCAAACAUGUGUAAAAAAUGGGUGGGGUAGGGUAACAUUUUUAUACAUACAUGCAUUUCAUAAAUUUUGAGUAGAAACAAUUAUUUUGCUUAUGUGGAUUGUUAGCUGAAUGGUACUUUUUGAUUCUUACCAAAAAUUAAGAAAAGCCUUUUUCAUAAGGCCGAUAUUGUAGAUUAUUUAAAGGUUCCUUAUCUCUAAAAAAGGACCCUUCUAACAUCCUAGCCUCAGUUCAGAAAAGGGGCCAUAACUCGAUUUUUUGUAUGGUAAAGUUUGUUUAAAUUUUGCAAACAGAUGUCCUUUAAAUCUGACCUAUGUUAUUAAUUUUUCAGUUCCUUAAUUAUAGUGCCCAUUAGUGUGGUCAUACCUUAAGACACAUGUUGCCCUUUUGCUCUGCCUAUCCUUACAUUUGUCUCUCCUGCUUGAUAUGUUUUGAUUAGAUUAUUUACAAUUAGAACAAUAAGACAUGAAAAGUUAGGCUUUUUAAUGUUUUUUUAACUUACAAAUAAAUAAACCAUAUUCAAAACAUUACAAAAUGGUAGAAGUAAAGUUUUAUACUGCAGGAAAAGUUUGUUAUAAUAGUAAAUGUACCCUAUUUGCUACUUUCUACAGACAUGAAUUAUGGUAAAGAUUGUGUUCACAUAAUAUAUUGGUGCAAGAUUUUAUAGUUUACAUAAUUGUAUAAAUAUUGCUUUGUUAUAUUAAUUGUUUAAGUAGAUAUUCUAGUCUUUCUGAAUAGCAAUUUGGUGAUACAGUACACUUUGUAAAUAUACAUAUAUAAUAAAGAAAUAUAGUGCUUGAAAGAA
This is a messenger RNA of Ruditapes philippinarum (Manila clam), 3699 nucleotides long. Its product is annotated as cytochrome P450 20A1-like. The transcript is spliced from 11 exons. Gene Ontology annotation, cellular component: membrane. The coding region runs from base 72 to 1475 and encodes 467 amino acids. The record is from RefSeq and is a predicted model, not a curated record. Gene Ontology annotation, molecular function: iron ion binding; heme binding; oxidoreductase activity, acting on paired donors, with incorporation or reduction of molecular oxygen. Lineage: Eukaryota; Metazoa; Mollusca; Bivalvia; Venerida; Veneridae.